This is a messenger RNA of Myzus persicae (green peach aphid), 1691 nucleotides long. Its product is annotated as glycosylated lysosomal membrane protein B-like. The record is from RefSeq and is a predicted model, not a curated record. Gene Ontology annotation, cellular component: lysosome. NCBI's taxonomy places the organism in Eukaryota, Metazoa, Arthropoda, Insecta, Hemiptera, Aphididae. The transcript has 6 exons. The coding region runs from base 347 to 1540 and encodes 397 amino acids.
AAGCUGCAGCUGCAGCUGGCGGUCACGCAACAACCGUAACACUUUUGUUCGAACUCGAGAUGCCCGAAUGCGUCUUCCAUUAUCGGUGUUUGGCUGCCCAAUGACGGUUACAAUUCCAAUUGAAUGAGUAAACAUAAUACAAAUUACAAAUAUUAAUAGAACAAUAGGUGAUACAGGUCGAGUUAUCGCUGUUAUUAUUGUUUUUGUUCGUUUUCUUCCUUCCAAACAACCAGUCCGAAUUCAUUUUUAGUUAUCGCGAUUUCGAAUUUGUGCCGUGUAACUAUUUGUUCAGCAGUCGCUUUAGUGUGUUCUGUCCGUUUUUUUCCAUUUAAGUACAUUCGGGAAAAUGAAAGCGCUUAAGACCAUUCUGUUCGCUAUGACGGUAUUCACCACAUCUGUGGUGGCUGAUAGAAAGCUACACACUGAAUUUAAUCCCGGAUGUCAGAUGGAGGAUCAUUGUUCUAAAUUGUCAAAACUUACAUAUAUACGGGCUGAUGGUGAUAACGAUACUAUUCAUUUUGUAUUGGACGCCACAUUAAAACCAUCGCUGGUCGUUAUAAUAACCAACAGAGAUGCAGUUAUUCAAGUGAACUAUACUUCAGAGACGGAAAACAGCAUCAAUUUUACAGAAACUCCGCUGUAUACGUUUGCAUCAGUCUUCAAUAAUUUGUAUGAGUUCAAUGAUGUUAAUGAUACAGCUAAUAUGAAAAAUGCUGAUAAUUUCAUAAAAAUGGAUUUCAAGACUUUUAAAUGGAAUACAACCCAAUCAAUAAACAAUAAUAACGAAUCUGUAGAGAUUGUUCUAUCUACUAAUUCAUAUAGAGGGCCAGGCAUUAACAAAACUGGUAUUGUAUCUAUUACGUUAAAAGUAUACGGGAAAAAAGAUACUGGAUCAAAGCUGCCACAUCUUGUCCAUACUCCCGAUUCUGGAGAACUAACACUUACUCUUAAUAAUUUGAAUACAAAUUUUACAAAAUCACGCUUUGCAGUUGAGCUACUUACUAGUAGCUCUUUUCCAUUCAAUAAGUCUGAAGAAUUAUCAAGCAAUACAUUUUCAGAUGAUAAACUAGCUGGUGGCACAUUUUUAAACUAUUUGUUGAAUGCAAAAGGAGAUGUGGAAGGAGGUGGUUUUCUGAGUUGGAAACCAGUAGUAUAUAAAGCAGAAAAUACACAUGCAUUGAAUUCUUCUUCCACAAUUCAGUACGAUGUUCAUGAUUAUCCCUUUGAAAUCGAUUGGAUCAACACCCCUUUAUAUAAGAUGUACGGGAAUUCACUAUUUGGCAACAAUUCUCAGUUUCUUUUGAAGUCAAUUAAUGUGUCUUUUGGACAGCCCAAUGAUGAAUUUUAUGCAAAAUCUAACUAUACCUAUUGGACCUUUUUAGUAGGAAUAGGUACACCUCCUCAAACAAUUUUGGGUUUUCUCGAGUUGUCAAUCAUCGCUAGUCUUCUAUUAAUGUUGACUAUAACUAUGAUUCUUAUAUUUUGUAUUUUUAUGCGUUGGAUGUCUAGUAAACGUAACUCCAUAAUUUAUGGUCAAUGAAUUUUGAUAAGUGCCUAUUAUAUUUAACACAGCUUACUAAUUUAGCAAAACUGAUGCUCAGAUUCUAAUCCCCUAAACAAAGUAUGUUUCGAUUUUAUUUUAUUGUUCUGAAGUUUUGAGCUAGUCUUAUAUAUUUUAAGAAGAUUUCUGA